Lachancea meyersii CBS 8951 is the source of this 1224-nucleotide messenger RNA. The record is from the annotation of a GenBank genome assembly. Lineage: Eukaryota; Fungi; Ascomycota; Saccharomycetes; Saccharomycetales; Saccharomycetaceae.
AUGCUAAGAAAAAUGAUGCCAACAUUCAAAUUUUAUGACAUUGGUUUGAAUCUCACCGAUCCUAUGUACCAGGGAAUAUACAAUGGCAAAAAGUACCACGAAUGUGAUAUCAAAAAUGUCUUACACCGAGCAAAGCUUUCUAGGGUCCAGAAUAUGCUUCUGACGGGGUCCUCGAUUCAAGAAUCCCAGGAUGCCAUUCAACUCGCCCACCAAUUUCACAAUGAAGACGUAAACUUGUAUUAUACCAUAGGAGUACAUCCCUGUUGUGUAAACGAGUUUAUUUUGAAAGAUACGCAAUCCACAAUCGAUAAUCCGACGGAUGAUGUUGAGUUUAACGCGAAAUUAGAUGUAUCUGAUCUGAGUUUCACCAAAUCAAAGCUUCGAGAACUCUAUAAGCUGAUAUCUGAGAAUUCUACGGACCCUCAGUUUAGGGCCAUCGGUGAAAUAGGGCUGGACUACGACCGUUUUUACUACUCAUCCCAGAAGAUGCAACUCCUUUUCUUCGAAGAGCAACUAAAAUUAAGCUGUCUAUUUCCGAACCUGCCAUUAUUUCUGCACAUGAGGAAUUGCUGCUCUGAUUUUAUCGAGAUACUAAAGAAAUUCGUCACCGGUUUUGUUGACAACACGGACCGAUUUGACGUUAAAGACCUACUCAAAGACAUCAAAAGUACUCAACAAGGCUUGCCCUCUUUGAAAGAAAGUGGCGGUGUGCACUACAAGUUCUCCCCUCAGCGUAAGUUUGUCACGCAUUCUUUCACCGGCUCUGUGGAAGAUCUGCAAGAUAUUAUGGCAUUGUCCGAAAAUUCAUACAUUGGAAUGAAUGGAUGUUCUUUUAAAACUCAGGAGAAUAUCAAAUGCCUGAAGGCGGUUUCUCUGGAUCGUCUUUUGCUGGAAACAGACGCUCCAUGGUGCGACAUUCGCAGAACGCAUGAAUCCUACAAGUAUUUAUUUGAAGACUCUGCCAGAGAAGCGGGCGCAGACGAUCCGUGGUCUCUUGGGCUUUCACAAGCAUAUCCUGACAUUCAAGAUUGGUUCAAAUCGGUCAAGCGCGAUAAACUUCAUAAAAAAUCGAUAGAGGAACGUGCACAAACCACUGUCAAGUCUCGAAACGAACCCUGUUUUAUGGGACAUGUCGCAACUGUAGUGGCGAAUGUCAAAGAAAUUCCGAUCGAAGACGUAGCUAAUAAAGUAUGGGAUGUGACGUGCAAAGUUUACGGUCAAUAG